AGUAGGCGCUGGAAAAGUGACAAAAUAGUUUUUUCUCAAAGUGAAAGAGUGUGAUUUCUGGGGUCUCGUGAAUUUUCUCACAAUUCUUCGAAUAAAAUCCUUCAGUGAUUGCCCAAAUGGCAUCUAUUAAGCCCGAGAAACCCCACGAAGACGGCCCAACAGGAAAUUCCCCACAGGGAAGUCGUUCGAGGGGUCCUUUUACAGCGGCGGCAAGAGCACUUGCCGCCACCACUAAAUUCAACGUGGCCGCUUCCCCUUUUGUCAUGAAUCCGGCAAAACUUGAGCCUUCUCCGUGUCACCAGAACCAUGAACACACUCCGAGGGUGGUUCAGAUGCACCCACAGAUUACUCCAGCCUUUCCCCUUGCCGCUUCCUCACCCAUUCCGCCACCCUACCGAAGCAUCCUGGGCAGAGAUUUACGAGCACGCCCGCGAAUCCUUGCUCCUGUUCUUCCCCUAGAACAGGGAGUUGUUAGUUUCUUCCCCCCAGCACCGCCUUCUUCGAUUCGCAACUGGAAUUUCAAUUCUCCAAGAUCUUUUGGAGUCCACUGCCAGCCCGAUGGAACAAUUCUCAUCAGUCUUAGGGAAGGUAUCAGCAUCGAGAUGACUUUAGAUAGAGCUGUGAGAGUUCUCAAUAGUCGCAGUAAGGUUGCUCUUGCCCUUUCUAACACUGGAAACUCUGCAGCCCUAAUUCAUCCCAAUGGAAGGGUUUAUCAGUACGGAUCAAAGGUUGAGAUUGUAGCAUAUGAUGGAAUGAGAAAGAAUAAUUUUGUGCGUUAUGCCAAGAUGUGGCUGAAGGGAGUGAGUUUUACGAGCCAAAAUUGUGCUCUUGUCUACUUGGUGGACAGUGCUGGAACACGAACUACAACAGAUAGUUUCACGGAUAUGUCACAGGAUUUUACUAAAGUUCUCUUCUAUCGAGACACUCGCUACGGGGAAGAAUUUGUAGAAGAGGUCCUUCAAGUUCUUAGAGCUGCUUCCUGGUGGUCCAAUGAGGAUGGAUGUGAUAUGUUUGAUGUAAAUGGCUUUAGGAUUUCCCAAACUCCUGAUGGUCUCGUAAAAGUGACGCGCUCAAAUAAUAAGAGCCUCAUACGUACAAGCCCGGGAAAUGGAUCUGCUACACUCACCACCAACUUUAUGCACUGCACCGCAUCUCUGGGUCAAACAUCACAUCUCUUUGUCAGACGUGGUGACCUUCGCAUGCACUUUGAUGGAUGUCAAUUUGUGGUAAGAAAUGCAGGACAUUCUGCUGGAUUUGAUGACAACAAUCUAUUGAAGGUUUACUAAAUGUUAAAUACAUUUAAUCUAAUCUUUGAUUUUUGUAUUUAUGAAGUGAAAUCCAGUUUUUCUUCUUCAUUUUUUUCUUGAUGUUCUUCUUCUUGACUCAAAUUGUGAAAUUAUUCCGAAAAUUGUUCAUGUAAAUUCAAUAAAAAUAACAAUAUUUUCUUUUA
Phlebotomus papatasi is the source of this 1450-nucleotide messenger RNA. RefSeq lists its product as uncharacterized. NCBI's taxonomy places the organism in Eukaryota, Metazoa, Arthropoda, Insecta, Diptera, Psychodidae. The record is from RefSeq and is a predicted model, not a curated record. The transcript is spliced from 5 exons. Bases 117 to 1286 code for a protein of 389 amino acids.